This is a messenger RNA of Emiliania huxleyi CCMP1516, 903 nucleotides long. RefSeq lists its product as hypothetical. The transcript is spliced from 2 exons. The coding region runs from base 1 to 903 and encodes 300 amino acids. Lineage: Eukaryota; Haptophyta; Isochrysidales; Noelaerhabdaceae. Gene Ontology annotation, biological process: rRNA base methylation. The record is from RefSeq and is a predicted model, not a curated record. Gene Ontology annotation, molecular function: rRNA (uridine-N3-)-methyltransferase activity.
AUGCACGCACUCGUCCUGGCCGCGGCGGCCCUGCACCGUUUUGCCGCGCCGCUCGCCGCGCUCCGGCCUCGCUGCGCCGUCGCCUGCCUCAACCGGCUUCUGCUCGAGCCGUCCGAGUGCGCCGGCGACGGGACGGCGACGCUGCCCGCCGAUGACCCGCGCACCCAGCACGUGAGGGUGGUGCUUCGCGCGCGGGAUGGCGCCUCCAUCCGCGCCGGCGUGCUCGACCGUGGCAGCAGCGACGAGGCGACAGUGUGCUGGCUGCCGGGAGGCGCAGAUGACCCGCCGGGGCUGCGGCUGGCCCUCGGCGAGCCGUCGCGCCUGCGCCCGGCGGAGCGGCCGCGCAUCGAUCUGCUGCUCGCGAUGCCGCGCCCGCUCCAGUUUGGGCGCCUGCUGCCGAUGGUCGCGUCGCUCGGCGUCGGCACCGUGUACGUCACCGCGGCAGCAAAGACGGAGAAGUCCUUCUUCUCGUCACACCUGCUGCGCGAGGACCAGGCGGCGCAGCAGCAGCUCCGCGCCGCCUUGGCCGGAGACACGGCGGUCCCGCGCGUGGUCGUCGAUCGGAGGCUGCGCUCGUUGCUGCGCGACCGGCUCCCGCAGUACGGCCGCCGCCUCGUCGCCCACCCGCGCCGAGAGGGGAGGGACGCGCGCACCGUCGGCGAGGCGCUGAGCGGCCUGGCUUCGUCUCAGGCCGCUAUCGACGCCGGCGAGGGGCAGGACGGCGCCGGGUCCGGACCCCGCGUGCUGCUGGCGGUGGGGCCCGAGGGAGGGUGGGACGAGCCGGCCGAGCUCGAGCUGCUGCGGGAGCACGGCUUCGAGGAGGUGACGCUCGGGAGCCGCACGCUCCGCACGGACGUCGCCGUCGUCUCGCUCCUCUCCGUCGCGCACGCGUCGCUGGGGUGA